UGUCUCCAUGACCAAGUAACAAAAAAAAAAAAGGAGAUUCAAAGAGAAAGAGAGGGUUCUCGUUCUCCGUCUUCAAUUGUUGAACUGAUUCUUCUUCUUGAGCAGCAUCAAUGGCGGGUGGAUCAUCUCGCAGCAGCGGUAAACGCCCCUUGGCGGAAGAAGAUGAAGAAUUCAGCAAAAAACCACCAGCUAAGAGGGUAAGGUUUCCAAAGGGUAAGAAAGUGAAGCCAGGGGAUGAAAUAGUGGAUAUAGUAAAUGUACCUGCAAAAGUUGAGGAGGAUGAAAGCGACUUGACGAACCCCCGUGCUGCUGCUAAAGAGCGCGCGAAACGCAGGAGCCAAUUUACUUCCGAGCUCUUUCGCGAGGAAACUGGAGCUAUCUUGAAUGACGUAACAGCUGCUGAAAUGAGAUAUGAGGAUAAUGAGAAUUUUGUUGAUGACGGGAUUCAAAUUGAGCCUUUCAACUUAAAUAAAGAAAGGGAAGAAGGUUAUUUUGAUGCAUCAGGGAAUUUUAUCGAAUACGUAAGAGAUAAUGAGAUUAAGGAUGCCUGGCUUGAUAAUGUUGAAGUUGAUCCAAGAUAUGCUGCAUUAGCCUCUGUGGAAAGAAAUGAGGAGGAGGAGGAGGAGGCCCAAGAGCUUUCUUCCAAAGAUAUUGGAAUCAUCAAGAGGCGCAUUGCAGAUGUUCUUGAACCAGAGGAAACAGUCUUGCAAUGCUUGAGAAGGUUAAAAGGUAACAGUGAUAGAAAGGCAAAGAUGUCUUCUGAGACUAAGAUUGUAUUUGACCAGCUAACUGAGGAUGCUGCGAGGCUGAUGGAGAAUGGCGAAUACAAUGUUUAUCAUGAAAAGAAAGAGAUUUUUGAGCGUGAAGCAGAAGGAUAUGAGAAGGUUGCCCGGGCAAAAGGAGAAGGCACAUCUCUGCUCUUAGGUGAAGGGAAUUUUUAUCUGAAUGGGGAGGAAAAAUUGCUUUCUGAUGGUCGGGAUUCUGGUGUGGCCUCUACAUUGACUACUGCUAUAGGGACUUCAAAUCCACAUUUGGCUAGUGCAGAAGUCUCAGGCAAUGGUGACGACUUUGAUAUGUUUGGUGACGAUGAUGAGCCUGCUACCACUAAGCCAUCUACUGAUGAAAAUAGUACAGUUAGUCAACCAUCAUCAGAUGCCAUAAAUUCCGGUAAAGAGGGUGAAGCAUUGCAAAACGAUUAUGUAUAUGAUGAAUCUUCUGGGUACUAUUAUAGCAGCAGUUUGGGCUAUUAUUAUGAUCCAAAUACUGGCCUUUAUUGCUCUGCAGCAUCAGGGAAAUGGUACUCGUUUAAUGAGGAGUCUAACACUUACGAUGAAGUUCAUGAGGUUGCAGCUGAUGUAAGUUGAGGAACUUGUUUCAAGUGAGUAUAGUCUGUGUAGCAUAUCCACAAUCAUCGUCUAUUAGUGGCAUAUGUACAGAGAAGCACUCUUGAUCUUUUGAACAUACUUUUUCUUGCGGGAAUUUCUUCUUUAGGUGCUACUGCUAGCAGUUUUUCUGCUUUAAUCUCUUAAGUUUUCUAUCUAUUAUGUAAUAUCUUAAACUUUGCGAGCAAAAUUCUCCUAAAAUGUUAACUAAGUUAAGAACAGUAGAUGCUUACUCUUUCAA
Messenger RNA from Lotus japonicus, 1623 nucleotides. RefSeq lists its product as uncharacterized. The record is from RefSeq and is a predicted model, not a curated record. Bases 111 to 1364 code for a protein of 417 amino acids. Gene Ontology annotation, cellular component: U5 snRNP. NCBI's taxonomy places the organism in Eukaryota, Viridiplantae, Streptophyta, Magnoliopsida, Fabales, Fabaceae. The transcript is spliced from 10 exons.